Molecule: messenger RNA, 1666 nt
Organism: Lampris incognitus (smalleye Pacific opah)
Lineage: Eukaryota; Metazoa; Chordata; Actinopteri; Lampriformes; Lampridae
Gene: gdi1
Product: GDP dissociation inhibitor 1
Exons: 11
Coding region: 219-1562 (447 amino acids)
Biological process (GO): protein transport; small GTPase-mediated signal transduction; vesicle-mediated transport
Cellular component (GO): cytoplasm
Molecular function (GO): Rab GDP-dissociation inhibitor activity
Source: RefSeq, a predicted model, not a curated record
CUUUGGUCGUCCUCGCCGGUGACAGUGUGGACCAUAUUCCACUGAUAUUUUAAGCCUAAUGAUUAAUAAAUAAGACUUAGCCCAAAGCAAGAUAUUUGAUAUACUUUAGUCAAGAAAGGGAGCCAAUUCGGCGCUUUUGACUCACUGGCAUACUUUUCUCAGUACCCUUCAAUUUCUCAAGGCAAAAGAGGGCGAGACAGGAGAGGCGGUGAUACAACAUGGAUGAGGAAUAUGAUGUGAUCGUUUUGGGCACCGGACUCACAGAAUGCAUCCUGUCUGGGAUCAUGUCUGUGAAUGGGAAAAAGGUGCUGCAUAUGGACAGGAACCCUUACUAUGGCGGAGAGAGCUCUUCCAUCACUCCCCUGGAGGAGCUGUACAAGCGCUUCAGUCUCCAAGAUAGCCCACCUGAGUCGAUGGGCAGAGGAAGAGACUGGAAUGUUGACCUUAUCCCCAAAUUUCUCAUGGCAAAUGGUCAGCUUGUGAAGAUGCUGCUAUACACAGAGGUGACAAGGUACCUGGACUUCAAGGUAGUGGAGGGUAGCUUUGUCUACAAAGGUGGAAAGAUCUACAAGGUGCCAUCAACUGAGACUGAGGCCUUAGCUUCAAAUCUCAUGGGGAUGUUUGAGAAGCGAAGGUUCCGGAAGUUCCUAGUCUUUGUGGCCAACUUUGAUGAGAAUGACCCCAAGACAUUUGAGGGUGUGGACCCCAAAACAACAACGAUGAGGGAUGUCUACAAGAAGUUUGACCUAGGACAGGAUGUCAUUGACUUUACAGGCCAUGCCCUGGCCCUCUACAGGACAGACGACUACCUUGAUGUUCCCUGUUUGGAGACGAUCAAUCGUAUCAAGCUGUACAGUGAAUCCCUGGCUCGAUAUGGAAAGAGCCCCUACCUCUAUCCCCUUUAUGGUCUGGGGGAGCUGCCACAGGGAUUUGCUAGGUUGAGUGCAAUCUAUGGCGGUACUUACAUGCUGAACAAACCAGUGGAUGAGAUUGUAAUGGAAGGCGGCCACGUGAUUGGAGUGAAAUCUGAGGGCGAGGUGGCUCGUUGUAAGCAGCUCAUCUGUGACCCAAGCUACAUCCCGGACCGUGUGCGUAAGGCAGGCCAGGUGAUCCGUUUGAUCUGCAUCCUCAGCCACCCCAUCAAAAAUACCAAUGACGCUAACUCCUGCCAGAUCAUCAUCCCGCAGAAUCAGGUUAACCGCAAGUCAGACAUCUACGUGUGUAUGAUCUCCUACGCUCAUAAUGUGGCAGCCCAGGGGAAGUACAUUGCCAUCGUCAGCACCACUGUGGAGACAAGUGAGCCUGAGGCUGAGAUAGAACCAGCUCUGGAGCUACUGGAGCCCAUCGACCAGAAGUUUGUGGCCAUUAGUGACCUUUACGAACCCACAGAUGACGGUACUGAAAGCCAGAUCUUUGCCUCACGGGCAUAUGACGCGACCACCCACUUCGAGACCACUUGCAAUGACAUCAAGGACAUCUACAAACGUAUGACCGGGAGCGAUUUUGACUUUGAAAACAUGAAGCGCAAACAGAAUGAUGUGUUUGGGGAGGAUGAGCAGUGAGCAGUGGAGGGGCCUCAGAGAGAGGGCAGGGCCGGGAGAGGAGGAGAGGAGCAAAGGUUAAAGUCGGGGCAGAGCCUGUGGUAAGCGGGGGGGGUUUUACUAAG